Molecule: messenger RNA, 486 nt
Organism: Rhododendron vialii
Lineage: Eukaryota; Viridiplantae; Streptophyta; Magnoliopsida; Ericales; Ericaceae
Product: putative laccase-16
Exons: 2
Coding region: 12-308 (98 amino acids)
Molecular function (GO): oxidoreductase activity; copper ion binding
Source: RefSeq, a predicted model, not a curated record
AGAAUCAUCCGAUGCACCUGCAUGGGUAUAGCUUCUAUUUGAUCGGAAAGGGGUAUGGGAACUUUGACAAUGCCACGGAUCCUGAUUUGUAUAAUUUGGUGGACCCACCUGAGGUCAACAUUGUUGGGGUCCCUAAAAAUGAAUGGGCUGUCAUCAGAUUUAGAGCUGAUAAUCCAGAGGUAUGGUUCAUGCAUUGUCAUUUGGAAAGACAUUCUAGUUGGGGAAUGGAUACAGUUCUAAUUGUGAAGAAUGGGAACACCGAAGCGACGAGUAUGCGGCCUCCUCCAAAUUACUUGAAUCCUUGCUAAGGUUUUCACUUUUGCUUCUUCAUUUGGAAGGGAUAUUCCAAGCAGGCUCGAUCGAAUGAUUGGAUCUCCUCUAGCUAUUAAUAUGUACUAUAUUGUUAUCAUGUGGAAAUUACUUAAUAAGGGAAAUAAUUGCAUGCAUGCGAGAAGUCAAGUUUAGUCCAUUGGUUUGAUGAGAGCG